Molecule: messenger RNA, 2027 nt
Organism: Pyrus x bretschneideri (Chinese white pear)
Lineage: Eukaryota; Viridiplantae; Streptophyta; Magnoliopsida; Rosales; Rosaceae
Molecular function (GO): protein binding
Source: RefSeq, a predicted model, not a curated record
CUGUUAAUCUCUCAUUCUUCUGUGUUCUCUCCCUCGCUCAUCUCUUUCACUCUUUUCUCCCUCUCUUUGCCGAACACACACACACACCCACACACCUACAAUAACAACUAGACUGCACCAUCACCUUCCCUUGUAAUCCCUGUGAGUUCUUGAACCAGAAAAUAGGAGAAAAAUCAUUUAAAAUCUCCCUUCCCGCGCUGCACAGUGCGGUUACUGUGCAAGGAACUUCUCCGGCGAAUUCUCACCAAAUUGGUCCCAUCAUUGUAGAUCGUGUCUAGGUUCACGAUUAGUAAGUUUUUGGGUGGUUUUGGUGGCGUAGGAACUCGGAAAACACAAGGGAAGUCACUGUUCAUUUCUGGAAAACUUGAAACCGUGGUCGUUUGGCCACCUUCCAGCCAUUUUUCUGGCUAACUCCAAUCUCCGUUGGGCUUCUAAGGGUGUAUUGGUUGGAAGUGAUCCCAUCCUCCCUAGUUCGAUUGGCUUCCCGGUAACAGAAUAUUUGAAUUGUUAUCUAGCGCUAUCGAGAAAAUAGACGAGGACUAGACAUGCUGGCGCCGAAGGAGACGAACGAGGACUUGGCUCUCCCCGACGACGCGUGCCCCGUUCUCAACGUCAGCAAGGAGAAGGAGAUCGGCAUGCAGGGCUUGGAGAAGAAGAAUAACAGCGUCAACGAGGUUGAAGUUGUAGAUGGGUGUUGGCAGAGACCACCUUUGGAUAUCAUGGAGAAUAUCGUACAACGCCUCGACUUACUUGAUCGGAUUCGCUUAAGCAUCCUCUGCAAGUACUGGAGAAUGAUUGUUAUGCAAAUUAUCCGCAGUGCUCCGCCAUUCCCAUGGUUAGUAGGCCCAUCUGAAGCAGCUUCCUGGUUAUUAUUUGGAACUCAACCGAGUUCCAGUUACUUGGAGUUCUCCAUCCCACCUGAAGGCAAAGUUAUCAAGCUAGGGUUGCCUAAGCGAAAUCAAGGGCGCUUUCAUAGUUCCUCCAAAGGUUGGUUGAUAAUGGUCAAUGAAGAACACUCUGAAGUAUUUCUACUAAACCUUUCAGGAGCCAAACACGAACUUCCUUCCUUGAGAAGAAUCCCAUAUUUCAAGAAGUUUGGUGGAAAACCCGACCGAUAUGUUGACAAAAUUGCCCUAUCGAGUUCAAAUCUAUCAGAAUGUACGGUGGCAGCAAUUUUUUCUUCUGGGGAAAUUGGUGUGUGCAGGCAAAAAGGUUGGAGAAUAUCUCGGAUGUGGGAUAGAAAAACGUAUCCUUCAUGCCUACUGUUUUCGUCUUGUGGCAUGCUAUAUGUCUUAGUCGAAAACAUUAUGUUUGGACACGUUGUAACUUGCACAUUACGCCUUGGAGAUGGUGAUGAGCUGGAAUUGAAGUUGGUUUAUGACAAAGAAAAAUCACGUAAGGGUUCAUUCAAUUGCUGGGGUGAAGGUGACUUUUUGGAUGUCAAGGUCAAAGACGAGUCAUAUUUGAUAGAAUCAACAACCAGCAACGAAGUCUUGUUGAUCCGUCAAAUUAGGGAUCAAAUGAAAACCGAUUUGAAUACCUGGACAAGGACUCAUGAUUUUCUAGUUUACAAGAUCGAUCCGGAGAAUGGUGAAAGCUUUAUCGAGGUACAGAGUUUGGGAAAUCAAAUAUUAUUUGUAACAAGCCGAGGCUGUUCCUUUUCCUUUCCGGUGAGUAAUUCUAACGGGUUGGAAGCGAACUGCAUUUAUUUUGUGGAGUUAGGAGGAAUUGACGACGACAACAUGUUUUGUGUUGAGAAUUCUGGACAUAGUAAAACCACCAUGUGUGAUUUUUCUCAUCCUUUCUACUUAGAUGGCCGGAAAUUUGGAAGAUCCAAAAAAUUUUAUGAUAGCAUUGAAACCGAAUUCACUUGGGGAGUGAGUUGGUACUGUCCGAGUUUACAGUAGCUUAGCUGGAAAAUUGUGUUCCUUUUGUUUCAGUGUUAUAUUUUGCAAUUCAUAAUGUUAUGUAAGUACUACUGUUUCUUGUAACUUUUUUUUUUUUGGGAAGUGAUUUCCGCAAACGUA